CCCCCAGGCAUAGCCAUGUCCUGCUGGGCCUCAGAACCUGAUUAUGCCCUGGGCUCCCACCUUGUGAGGACCCUGAAGGCCACGCUGGCUGCCGGGGACGGGGGUGCCCUGAGAGAACUGAUUCUCACCGUGGAGCCUGUGGACGCUGUGCUGGAGCUGGACAAUGACGACUGGAUGAAGGAGCCUGCGACCCAGCUGCCACCUGGCGUGCUGCUAGGAGACCUGGACCACCUUCAGCCCCUCAUGGACCAGUUCUUCCAGGAUGCCAACAUGGUGUUGGAGAUCAGUAAGGAUGAGAUGGAAUGGCAGGUGAAAUCCCCAGCCACGUUUGGGCUCUCAGGCCUCUGGACCCUGGAGUACAAGCGCGAGCUCACCACGCCCCUGCGCAUCUCGGCGGCCCAUGGCCACACGGCCUGCGUGCGACACCUGCUCCGCCGCGGCGCGGACCCCGACGCCAGCCCGGGGGGUCGCGGUGCCCUGCACGAGGCCUGCCUCGGGGAACACACGGCCUGCGCGCGGCUGCUACUGCAGCACGGCGCCGACCCGGACCUGCUCAGCACCGAGGGCCUGGCGCCCCUGCACCUGUGCCGCACGGCCGCCUCGCUCGGGUGCGCGCAGGCGCUGCUGGAGCACGGGGCCUCAGUGCAGCGCGCGGGCGGCGCGGGCCGGGACACGCCGCUGCACGUGGCGGCGCAGCGCGGCCUGGACGAGCACGCGCGCCUCUACCUGGGCCGCGGGGCGCGCGUGGACGCGAGGAACGGCCGCGGCGAGACGGCCCUGAGCGCGGCGUGCGGCGCGCCUCGGAGGCCCGACGAGCACGCGCGCUGCCUGCGCCUGUGCGCGCUGCUGCUGCGGCACGGCGCGACGGUGGACGCGCGCGACGAGGACGAGCGCAGCCCGCUGCACAAGGCCUGCGGCCACGCGCGCCACGGCCUGGCGCAGCUCCUGCUGCGGCACGGCGCCGACGCGGGCGCGCUCGACUACGGCGGGGCCUCGCCGCUGGCCCGCGUGCUGCAGACGGCCGCCUGCGUGCCCGAGGCCGCGCCGCAGCGCACCGUGCAGGCGCUGCUCAACCACGGCUCCCCCACCGUGUGGCCCGACGCCUUCCCCAAGGUAAGGCGGGUGGGCUGGCAUGUGCCACAGGGAACCCAGGAGCGUCCCCCUGGGAGCCGCCCCGCAUGCAGCCUCGCAAACUACAAUGAGCCCAGACACCCCUGGGCAGAUUCGGGGGUGGAAGGUUCUGCAUUUCUAACAAGCUCCCAGAGGAGGCCACACUUUGAGGACCAAGGGCCUAGACGCCUCCUAGUAGCUACAGUCACAAGAAAUUUCAGAGGAGGUUGCCAUGUCAGUAGGCACACCAGAACGGAUCCCUGGGGAUGCCAAGCACUGAUUUCCACGGUGCCGUCAUGGCUCACAUCGUAUUUUGGCAGCCCAUCUUUUGGUGUAAUUGUCAGAACGGUGAAAACAAGCCUCUUGUGGUGUCUGGCAUUUGAUCUGAAACAAAAUUACCCGACCUGGGUAAUUUCAUCCACCUUAUCAAUGAUAACACGUCAGGCCUUUGCACAUUCCUCUCACUCUCUCCUCGCCGCUGCAUGACAGGUGUCACGUUUGCGUUUCAACCAGGUGGUAUGCCCUGCUCUGGCUCACAGCCCUGUCGCGAUGUGACCCCCGCCUCCCUGGAUCCUGCCUUUGCAAACCUGGCUCUGAGCAUCUUGUCACUUUUCUACCUGUCAGAGCUACCUGAAAGAGGAAUGCUGAGAAAAUACUCAAAGUGCUUCCCAAAAAAGGUUCUCAAAAUACUGGUUGUUCUCCCCAAAGACUUUGGUGCAGGAAAUCAUAGCCUUAGAUGUAAAAUUUUGGUGUGUUUAAUUUAAAAAUUGCCCCUGGUGCAUAAUACACACCAAUCAUAUGAAAAAAAAGGGGGGGGGGGCUUGGUAAAUUUUGAACAAAUACCUGAAAAGCUGUUAUCCAAGAGAACAUUUUAGAUGCUUGAAAGGGUGAGGUUCACACAUUUCUCUCAGAUGUGCUUAGAGUGUGUCUGU
This is a messenger RNA of Castor canadensis (American beaver), 2042 nucleotides long. NCBI's taxonomy places the organism in Eukaryota, Metazoa, Chordata, Mammalia, Rodentia, Castoridae. The record is from RefSeq and is a predicted model, not a curated record.